UCAAUUGAAUGUCACGCUUUGGUGCGUGCUUCAUACAAUACUCAUCACCUGUGAUUUAAAAUAAUUCGUCACGUAAAUAUACGAUGGGCUCAGAAUGGCAACGGAUUUAGCCCUUAUCAAAAUCAUUUAUAUAAUGUCGAUAACCUGCAGCCGUUUAGGAUGGGUGGCUGCAUAGGAAUAACGCGCAGUAGAAGUGGAGCCAUUGACGACUCCUCGGGGUCGAUAUCGAGACCCAAUUCAGGAAGUAACCGUAAGAAUCACCCCCUGUGCCAUGAGACUAUUAGAUGGAAAUCGGACGUGCCGUUGACGGAGGGCCAAUUGCGUAGCAAGAGGGACGAGUUCUGGGACACUGCUCCAGCCUUCGACGGCCGCAAGGAAAUCUGGGACGCACUCAGGGCGGCCGCCGUCGCCGCGGAGACAACAGACUAUGAGCUUGCCCAGGCCAUCCUUGAUGGAGCCAGUGUCUCUGUACCUCAUGGCUACCUGACUGAGUGCUAUGACGAAUUAGGUGCUAGGUAUCUGGUUCCUAUAUACUGCCUCAGUUAUCCCAUAAACAUUGUCAAGGAGGACAAUGGUCGAGACUCCCCUGCCGAAUACUCAGAGCCAGUUGAUGGUGGCACAGAGACCACAAUCAAGCUGAGACUCUCCAAUAACUGCCUAGACAUCAAGUUGAGUGUCUACACCACAGACACAAUUAGUAUGUGCAAAAAGAAACUUCAGAGUCAAGAGGGAAUCGAGUCAUCGAGACAGCGAUGGUUCUUCGGAGGUAAACUACUGGGGGAUAAGCUGCACAUCGAGGAAGCCAAAAUUCCCUCUGGAUAUAUAGUUCAAGUAAUCGUAAACACAGAACUGUCGAUGCCGUCAUGAAAUUUCCUAAACGAUCCUAGCUUGCGCGGUAAUUAUUAUUUAACGACAAACAAAUUAGCCAGCAAACAAAGCCUCUUCGGCAUCAACACGACAAAGAUAAAGCAAAUCACUUUCUUUAUAUUUUAUUCUAUCUUUAUGUUCACAAGCGCAUAUCUACCUACUAAUUUCAAUGAAUUGAAAUUCAAAUAAUAUUCAUAAUAAACAUAUAUAUUUGAUGUAUAUCGCGA
Molecule: messenger RNA, 1094 nt
Organism: Nicrophorus vespilloides
Lineage: Eukaryota; Metazoa; Arthropoda; Insecta; Coleoptera; Silphidae
Product: ubiquitin domain-containing protein 2
Exons: 3
Coding region: 160-867 (235 amino acids)
Molecular function (GO): protein binding
Source: RefSeq, a predicted model, not a curated record